Puma concolor (puma) is the source of this 655-nucleotide messenger RNA. The record is from RefSeq and is a predicted model, not a curated record. NCBI's taxonomy places the organism in Eukaryota, Metazoa, Chordata, Mammalia, Carnivora, Felidae.
AGGACCAUGGCCAACAGCGAACGCACCUUCAUUGCCAUCAAGCCUGAUGGGGUCCAGCGCGGCCUCGUGGGAGAGAUCAUCAAGCGUUUUGAGCAAAAGGGAUUCCGCCUCGUUGCUAUGAAAUUAAUUCAGGCUUCCGAAGACCUUCUCAAGGAACACUACAUUGACCUGAAGGACCGUCCAUUCUUUGCCGGCCUGGUGAAGUACAUGCAAUCAGGGCCUGUGGUUGCCAUGGUCUGGGAGGGGCUGAAUGUGGUGAAGACAGGCCGGGUGAUGCUGGGAGAGACCAACCCUGCGGACUCCAAGCCCGGGACCAUCCGUGGAGACUUUUGCAUCCAAGUUGGCAGGAACAUCAUCCAUGGCAGUGAUUCCGUGGAAAGUGCGGAGAAGGAGAUUGGCUUGUGGUUUCAGCCUGAAGAGCUGGUGGAUUACAAGAGCUGUGCUCAGAACUGGAUCUACGAGUGACGAGAGAGCAGACCUCAAUGCUUUGCCCGUUCCAGCCCCUCUCCCUCCCGUGAGCAGGGGGCCAGCCUCUAGCAAAUACGGGUAUUUUUGAGAACUUCCUUGUAAUGCGGAGGGGAACUCCUGGAGCUGGGAGUGCUCCCUGAACAGUAUUAUGUACCACCAUCAGAUUAAAAUAUCUCAUCCCAGUAUA